Chaetura pelagica (chimney swift) is the source of this 778-nucleotide messenger RNA. It is a transcript of the gene TMEM9B, whose product is annotated as TMEM9 domain family, member B. The coding region runs from base 1 to 657 and encodes 218 amino acids. The transcript is spliced from 6 exons. Gene Ontology annotation, cellular component: lysosomal membrane. The record is from RefSeq and is a predicted model, not a curated record. NCBI's taxonomy places the organism in Eukaryota, Metazoa, Chordata, Aves, Apodiformes, Apodidae. Gene Ontology annotation, biological process: positive regulation of canonical NF-kappaB signal transduction.
AUGGGUUCUGUGCUGUCACCUACGAGCCUCUCAGCACCCUCUGAUGUGGGGCAGGAGCAUCUCACGCUGAGCCCUGUGAGGGUGAACCUGGCUCCCCAGUCAGGCAACGUGGGCCUUUCGAGUCCCACACGGAGGUGCAAGGCGGGUGUUGGCAGCCGCGCUGCUAAUUCUGAGGAUGUUCGAUGUAAAUGCAUCUGCCCUCCUUACAAAGACCAUUCGGGCAAUAUUUUCAACAAAAAUGUUUCACAGAAAGACUGUGACUGUCUUCAUGUGGUUGAGCCUAUGCCUGUCCCUGGACCUGAUGUAGAAGCGUACUGUUUACGUUGUGAGUGCAAAUACGAAGAGAGAAGCUCUGUCACAAUUAAGGUUACAAUCAUCAUAUACCUGUCUAUUUUGGGCCUACUGCUCCUGUACAUGGUGUACCUUACACUGGUGGAACCUAUACUGAAGAGACGUCUAUUUGGGCAUUCACAGCUCAUACAAAGUGAUGAAGACAUUGGGGACCACCAGCCUUUUGCAAAUGCUCAUGAUGUGUUGGCUCGUUCUCGAAGCCGCGCCAACGUGUUGAACAAGGUGGAGUAUGCUCAGCAGCGCUGGAAGCUGCAGGUCCAGGAGCAACGCAAAUCUGUCUUCGACCGUCAUGUUGUGCUGAGUUAACUGAGUCUCAUUAAAUAACUCCUGGGAAAUAAAGUGGACUGUUUGAGAACUAGGUCUUCCUGACAAUUUGGAAGGGUUUUCUUGAAUGGCUUAUUAUUGAUUUAAAACAAAAAAACCCAAC